This is a messenger RNA of Cavenderia fasciculata, 948 nucleotides long. RefSeq lists its product as uncharacterized. The record is from RefSeq and is a predicted model, not a curated record. Lineage: Eukaryota; Evosea; Eumycetozoa; Acytosteliales; Cavenderiaceae. The coding region runs from base 1 to 948 and encodes 315 amino acids. The transcript has 3 exons.
AUGGACAUACAAACAGACAAUAUUAUAAAAAGAUAUAGAAUCAGUAAAUCAUUCAAAGCAUUGGAAGAUAACAAAUGUCCAUUAUGUGACAGUCAACAGUCUGACAGGACAACACUCAACGAUCACAUUACAUUGUGUUCAAUCUAUUUCAUGCGAUACAAUCAAAUAGAUGUCGAUCAAAUGGUGAAUCAUGUAAACGAUAAAGAAGCAGUUAGACGAGGUAGAUGUCGUCUUGUGAUUGAUUUUAGGAGGGAUGAUGCAUUUGAGAGACAAGUAGAUCAAGUCAGAAGAAUCAUUCAACAAUCUAAAUUGCUUAAAUAUUUAACUAUUUCCUUUCACUUUAAUGAUAAGCUACUUGAAAAAGCAAGACCAUAUGUAAACUUAAUCUAUCAAGAUCUAAAAAAGAAUACAACCAUCAAAGAGUAUUCUUUCUAUCAACCACCAUUUGGAAGUAUGAUCUAUGCAGAGAGACCAAGCACAAGAUUCUACAUCUCUGAAACCAGAAACAUCGACGACGACGAUGGGGAUAGUCAACUUCAUACACCGAUUUGCUUACCAUCAAUGAUUCCACACAUUGAUAAAUAUCAUGUUAGAGGUUCAGCUGAUAUUGUACCAUCAUGUCUAGUAUUGACAGGAUCACCAUAUAUUAAAACUGUGAAACUAGAUACCGCCCAAUCAAUAUGUUAUAAUAUCCAGGUGUUCAAUCAAUUCACACUCGGUCUACCCAAUCUUGAAUGUAUUCGAUUGAAAUGUGAUGAGGCGGAAGAGCAUAUGCCAGUGGUGAUUGAACUAUUAAAUAGAAAUCAAAUCAAACACAUGACCAUUGAGAGUCGUCUCAACCAGCUACAUUGUGAACAACUAUUCAAUGCCAUCAAAACAAACAAAUCACUCAUCUCUUUAAGAAUCCUUGUUUAUCUCACUGGACAUGGUCGAGGGUCAACUCUUUGA